Molecule: messenger RNA, 1351 nt
Organism: Labrus mixtus (cuckoo wrasse)
Lineage: Eukaryota; Metazoa; Chordata; Actinopteri; Labriformes; Labridae
Gene: pin1
Product: peptidylprolyl cis/trans isomerase, NIMA-interacting 1
Exons: 5
Coding region: 102-572 (156 amino acids)
Cellular component (GO): nucleus; cytosol
Molecular function (GO): protein binding; peptidyl-prolyl cis-trans isomerase activity
Source: RefSeq, a predicted model, not a curated record
UAAACAAUAAGCGAACCGUCGUAAUUGCUUUAGCUGCAGCCAAGGCUGUCACACGGUAGAUUGAAAUCAAGUCUGAAAACGCAUAUUGCAGAAAAAAAAUUAUGGCCGACGACGAGAAGCUACCUUCUGGGUGGGAGAAAAGAAUGAGUCGUAGUUCAGGUCAAGUGUACUACUUUAACCACAUCACCAACGCCAGCCAGUGGGAACGGCCAACGGCAGACGGCCGAGGAGAGCCAGACAAGGUACGCUGCUCUCACCUCCUGGUGAAGCACAAAGACUCACGACGUCCAUCUUCUUGGCGGGAACAAAACAUCACACGGACUAAAGACGAGGCGCUGGAACUCAUUCAAAAGUAUAUAGAAGAGAUCAAGUCUGGAGAGGAGAAGUUUGAGUCCUUGGCUUCUCAGUUCAGCGACUGCAGCUCGGCUAAGAACGGUGGAGAUCUGGGAUUGUUUGGAAGAGGUCAAAUGCAGAAGCCUUUUGAAGACGCCUCCUUCGCUCUCAAAGUAGGAGACAUGAGCGGUCCUGUUUUCACUGACUCUGGAGUCCACAUCAUUCAACGCACUGGUUGAAACAAAAAAGCCACACACUUUAUUUCCCUGUUAUCACACACACACAUACACAAAGUAAAACCAAACCAGACCUGUGAUUAAACCUAAUGACACAUGCCACCAAAUAAAUAAAGCAUAUGGGCUGAAUUGCAUUAUUUUAAGCGGGACACAUAUUGUCCAGAUCAGAUAUUUUCAAUACUCUUAACAACAAGGAGUGUUGCUGAGUCUCCAUGUCAGACCUGAAGCUUUUAUUAACAGUGGUUAUGUCAGUAAACAUAAACAUGAGUGCCUGUGACUCUGUUGAAGUGAGUGUCCAGCUGUUAACAUGAUGAUUGAAGAUUCAGAAUGCGCCUGUAAAAGCUCGUAUGUUUUUGUAUGUGCAUGUCUUUAAAAGGACCAUUUACUGUAUGUUUUUUCCUGUAACAUUUUCCAUUUCUACAGUAUCUCUGUAAAAGCAGCCCUUCUAUCUGAAUGCUCCAGAUUCAUUACAUGUUAAACACACUUUGUACCCAUGGAAGUCCCCCACAAUCAAAGAACACCGUUAUUCUCAAUAUUUGAUUCAAUUUGUUUGUCCGACUCCCGAUGUUCAAUAACCCCGGUUAAUAUUCCCCAUAAGCGGCCUGAAAAAGAAGUGCAUGUUUCCCUCCCCUCUAACUAUAUGCAAAGUUGAAAACAGUUGAAAACUUACAGAUAUUAGCAAUCAGCUCAGCAGCUUUUAAAAGCAUCAAAGUUCAGAAAUGAAAUGUUGCACUGUUGUGUCAUUGGAGUUAUUCUUCCUCAAUUAAAAGACUCUUUUUUUU